Corvus hawaiiensis (hawaiian crow) is the source of this 3995-nucleotide messenger RNA. RefSeq names its product tachykinin receptor 1 (gene TACR1). Gene Ontology annotation, molecular function: substance P receptor activity. Lineage: Eukaryota; Metazoa; Chordata; Aves; Passeriformes; Corvidae. The record is from RefSeq and is a predicted model, not a curated record. Gene Ontology annotation, cellular component: plasma membrane; sperm midpiece. The transcript has 5 exons. The coding region runs from base 1 to 1230 and encodes 409 amino acids. Gene Ontology annotation, biological process: positive regulation of flagellated sperm motility; G protein-coupled receptor signaling pathway.
AUGGAUGCCUCUCCGGCUCUGGAAGCGGAGCUGGAGCACCUCAACGCCUCCCUGAACGAGUCCUGGGCCAACCCGUUCGUGCAGCCGCCCUGGCAGGUGGCCCUGUGGGCCGUGGCUUACGCCCUGAUCGUGGUGGUGGCCGUGGUGGGCAACGUGGUGGUCAUGUGGAUCAUCCUGGCGCACAAGCGGAUGCGCACGGUCACCAACUUCUUCCUGGUGAACCUGGCCUUCGCCGAGGCCUCCAUGGCCGCGCUCAACACCGUGGUGAACUUCAGCUACGCCGUGCACAACGAGUGGUACUUCGGCCCGGCCUACUGCCGCUUCCACAACUUCUUCCCCAUCGCCGCCGUCUUCGCCAGCAUCUACUCCAUGACGGCCAUCGCGCUGGACAGGUACGUGGCCAUCAUCCACCCGCUCCGGCCGCGCCUCUCGGCCACGGCCACCAAGGCGGUCAUCGGCCUCAUCUGGCUCCUGGCCUUCCUGCUCGCCUUUCCCCAGGGAUAUUUCUCCGUCACCGCCGAGCUCCCGGGACGCCUCGUGUGCCUCGUGGAGUGGCCGGAGCCCGGCAGCGCCGCAUCCGGAAAAACGUACCACUUCUCCACGACCGUCCUGCUGUACCUGCUGCCGCUGCUGGUGAUCGGCUGCGCCUACGCCGCCGUCGGCCGCACGCUCUGGGCCAGCGAGAUCCCCGGGGACUCCUCCGACCGCUACCACGAGCAGGUGUCGGCCAAGAGGAAGGUGGUGAAGAUGAUGAUCAUCGUGGUGUGCACCUUCGCGCUCUGCUGGCUGCCCUACCACGUGUACUUCACGCUGCAGUACCUGCGGCCCGAGUGGUACCUGCAGAGGUUCAUCCAGCAGGUCUACCUGGCCGUCAUGUGGCUGGCCAUGAGCUCCACCAUGUACAACCCCAUCAUCUACUGCUGCCUCAACGACAGGUUCCGGCUGGGAUUCAAGCACGCGUUCCGCUGGUGCCCGUGGGUCAGCGCCGGGGAGUACGAGGGGCUGGAGCUGCGCUCGGCGCGGUUCCUGCACACGCAGAGCUCGGUGUCCAAGGUCAGCAGGAUGGACACCACCACCGUGGCCUCGGCGCUCGGCGCAGCCGACGACGACCCCGACGAGCCCGGCCGGGCCAAGCGGCUCUCCCUGGACAUGACCUCCAACGGCUCCUCCCGCAGCGACUCCAAGACGGUCUCUGAGAGCCUCAGCUUCUACUCCAACACCCUCACCUAGGGAGGUCCUCGUCCCCUGGGUGCCACCUCAGCGUCACCGCCCUGCUCGUGCCGUGCCGCCGUUUCCCGUGCUGUUUUCCUGUCCCUUUUCCUUGGGAGAGCCCAGCAGCAAAACCUUGGGAUGAGUUCUGAGUGUUCCGUUGCGGGGCCGGCCGCCGGAAUGUUUGGCUGGCCCCGCCUUGCUGCCGGGCAGAUGGAGGGGAUGCAGGAACAGCACAGAGCCGGGUUUUUCUCCGGAAUUCCAACACUGGCCGGUGCUUCCAUGCUCUCUGCGAGGCAGGAGGGAUCUCCCAGUGCAUCCCACCCACGGGAAAACGACCCCAUCCUGCACUUCCCUCCUCCCAUCCUUAAUUUCAUUCUCCCCGUUGGAUAUCCAGGGGAAUAUUGAAUCCCAAAAUUCAGCAAAAUGGCUCUUUCCAGCUCCAUGGGGAAUCAUCGGCCACAGCGCAGAUCCAGGACUUCCCGCACGGUCUUGGAUCAUCGCUGGCACCCACACCCCGCUGCUCCGAGGUCUCCUGCUCCAAACCCACAGAUCGGAGCAGGGUGCUCCCAAAGGAUCUACUGAAGGAUCUACUGCAGGAUCUCCUGAAGGAUCUCCUGAGGGAUCUCCUGAGGGAUCUCCCGAAGGAUCUCCCAAGGGAUCUCCUGAAGGAUCUACUGAAGGAUCUCCCAAGGGAUCUCCCGAAGGAUCUCGGAGCUGAGCCGGGCUUUGGUUGCUGUUCCUCAACCACCACAAGGAAUCCCUGUGAUUCCCUGGAAGCCCCAAGGUGAUUCCUCUUGGAUGGACUCUGGAAUGCCAUGGAGCUCUGGAAAAGGAGAGCCCACCCUGAAGCGAUUCUCACCCCCUGGAAAUGGAUUCCGUCCCAAAAAUGAGGAUUGGAGGGAGAUCGGGAAUUCUGCAGGGCUGGUUUCACCCUGAUGGUUGAGGUGAUUCCCUUCCAGCUCCUGGAUUUUGUUUUAAUCAGGGAAUUUUUUUUCCUUUGCAAAAACCAUGAAGUUCGUGACGUGUGCAUGGAUCUGUGGAACGUUUCAGUCCUGUUCCGAUGGAUGAUUUUCCCUGGACUUGUCCAGUGGAUGAACACACACCCAGAGUGAGGGAAAAAGGAAAAUAAAACCCCAAGUGGAUAAACUCGGCUUGUUGGGAACAAAGCCACAAAUUCGGGGACAGUUUGGGGGGAAUUUGCUCCCGGCUGCUGCUCUGAGUUCUCGCUUGUGGUGUGGAAAUCGGGCUCCUAAAUGGAGUCACUGCAGGAGAAAUGAGGGAUGAACUCUGGAGGAAUGAGGGAUGAACAAUGGAGAAAUGAGGGAUGAACAAUGGAGAAAUGAGGGAUGAACUCCAGAGAAAUGAGGGAUGAAUGAUGGAGAAAUGAGGGAUGAACAAUGGAUAAAUGAGGGAUGAAUGUUGGAUAAAGGAGGGAUGAACUCCAGAGAAAUGAGGGGUAAACAAUGGAGAAAAGAGGGAUGAACUCCAGAGAAAUUAGGGAUGAACAAUGGAGAAACGAGGGAUGAACUCCAGAGAAAUGAGAGAUAAAUGAUGGAGAAAUGAGGGAUGAACAAUGGAGAAAUGAGGAAUGAAUGAUGGAGAAACGAGGGAUGAACGUUGGAGAAACGAGGGAUGAACAUUGGAGAAAUGAGGGAUGAACGUGGGAGAAAUGAGGGAUGAACGUUGGAGAAAUGAGGGAUGAACGAUGGAGAAAUGAGGGAUGAACUCCAGAGAAACGAGAGAUGAACGAUGGAGAAAUGAGGGAUGAAUGAUGGAGAAACAAGGGAUGAACGAUGGAGAAACAAGGGAUGAACUCCAGAGAAACGAGAGAUGAACGAUGGAGAAAUGAGGGAUGAACGUGGGAGAAAUUAGGGAUGAACAAUGGAGAAACGAGGGAUGAACGAUGGAGAAACGAGGGAUGAACGAUGGAGAAACGAGGGAUGAACAUGGAAGCGCUCGGCGGAUUUGCGCAGACCAAGGAAUUGCUCAUUUAUUCCCAAAAGCUGAACCUCAGACCCCACUGAGCACGGAGAGCUCUGGGAAUAAAGCAGGGACGACUUCCGGAGCUUCCCGACUCUCCGGGCUCCAAAGUGGCUCUGGGAAGAUCCAAUCAUUCUGGAUAAACCUGGAUAAAUCCCUGUUUAUCUCGGAGAUGAACCCACCCAUGUUCAAGCCACGACUCCGGAUGGAAUUCAAGGAAUGGGCAAAGAGGUGGAUCCAGGAACAACUGAAAGCAGAUUGACAAAAAUGAUCCUUUUUCCCCCAAAUCCUGCCCGGUACCAUCUGUGAGGAGCAGCUUUUCCAGCCGUUCCCACCCUCCUCCCACCCCCUGCGGCCGUGCCACGUCCCAAAGCUCCACAUGCUUUGGAAUGGGAUUUUUCCUGCUUAAAUUCCCACAUUUUCCUGUUCUGGUCACCUCAAGGCACAUUCCCAUGGCUGCUUCCCAAAUCCUGGAGAACGGGAAUGGUGUGACCCCUCCUGGGGGGUUGGUUUGGCAGAAUCCCACCGGUCCCAAAGGAAGGGGUCAGAGGGAAGGUUUGGGGUGGGAAGCCUUUCCCACUGAUUCCAUGGGAGCUGCCACCAUCCAGAGCCAAAUCCUGAGUCCCUUCCAGCUGCCAUCCCAAAUCCACAAUCCCAAAAAAACCCCCAAAUAGCUCAAAAGGGGUAAAAAGGUGAGUGGAGAUUGGCUCCAAAAACCCCAAAAAUGAGUUUGGGUCCCGUUUGAAGCCAGAAUUCCCAGAAAAAAAAAAAAAAAGGAAAUAUAAAUACAUGUGUGGAUAGGG